Messenger RNA from Clupea harengus (Atlantic herring), 5533 nucleotides. Its product is annotated as metabotropic glutamate receptor 4. Gene Ontology annotation, molecular function: G protein-coupled receptor activity. Lineage: Eukaryota; Metazoa; Chordata; Actinopteri; Clupeiformes; Clupeidae. Gene Ontology annotation, cellular component: membrane. The record is from RefSeq and is a predicted model, not a curated record. Gene Ontology annotation, biological process: G protein-coupled receptor signaling pathway.
GUUGCUUUCAUGUAAGCAGGAGGCUACCACACCUGUUUAGCAGAACGUCUUUAGUUAUUAUCUUGGUGUUACAAAGUACGCUACAUCCUAGUGCAAGCGCAGUGUUCCAUUGUGUUUCAUUAAGACCUAAAGGCUAAAUGGAAUUAAUCUUCCUGGCUUUCUUCGUACUUUAUUGAUUUCGUACUGUUAGAUCAAUGGAGACAACAUUAGACGCAGCAGAGCUUUUUUAUUCAAGUGUCGUUAUAUGAUUUUGUUCGGAGCUCUUGGGGCUGAAAUGGCCCCGCGGCAUCUCACAUAAACCGCACCUGCAUCACGUACGGUAAUAUUCUAUUGGAGGUGGAGAUUAACAUUUGCAGUUACACAGCUAUCAUUCCAUUGAACACUGGGACUCACUGCAAAACAUGUUGAUUAAUCUGGCCGAAAUGUAUUAAGAUACAGUUAUCAAUAUUGUAAGUUUUAAUUGAUCUUGAAACUCAGUCCUGUAGUUCUCAGCAUCGCUACUUCCAAAACGCAGAACACCAUUUUGGAAACAAUAGCUGUUCAUAAAAAGGUUUUGCAUCGGUAUUAGAUCGGCCUCUUUAAUUCCUAUAGACUUGGUGGUCACAGUUUUCGAGGACCAGUCAACAUCUCAAAGGGGAAACAUUCGGCUCAGGUUCAAACGCAAUUCCAAAAGUGGUCGCAACCAGUACGACUUCCCAAUUUGCCGUAAAAACACUAACAUAAUUGUGAUCUGAUUCGAAAGACGACGAAAAUUAAAUGUAAUUCGCUUUUUGUUAUAGCUGAAUUAAUUUCGUCUAAGAAAGGUAAGCUAUCAAUAUUCUGAGCCUUCUGCUUUGCUGUGGAGCAGCCCCCUUCUUGGUCUGGGGAGUGCGCUAUAAGAGUGCGCUAUGCUAAUAACAACUGGUCUCUGACAGUCAGUGUUUCACCAUAAACACGGGGUCUUCCUAUAGCAUUUCUAUCGGAACGCCGUAAAAGACUAAUUUCCUGCGCUCUGACAGGGGGGUUUGGGGUGGUCGCGAAAAGUGAACGACAACCUCUCUAGAGUUCACUCACUCAAAGACCGCGGUUCAUGAAGAGGAGUGGACGAGUUUUCUCACAACUGGAUUUUGCAUCAGUGAUUGGAAAUACAACUUGGUUAGAAAAUAUGGAAGUACAGUCAUGUUUCCUCCGUCGCCAGAACGACCGGACCUUAAUAUUUGAAUUUUAACAUUAUUUAUUGUUCGGCUGGGGUUCAAACCCAACCCAGACCCGAGAGCAUCAGUGAUCAGAGAAGCAAGCAACACAGCCAACCUGUUUACAGACGGACAGACAAGUUCAGAUUUUCACUUUAAUGUGCAGACCUUCUUAACAUCAGAGUGGAGCAGUUACUUUUUCUUUCAUUGAAAAGUCGUAUGCAGGCUCAUUCAAAGGAUUGUAUUUGUACAGAGGCCUGUUGAGGACAUGCCAGUGAAACUCAGAGUGGAUUGAUUAAAAAAAAUCAGAUUGAAAAAAAAACCCCCAGCAGCUCCCUUUUGCCCCCGUAGGGUAAGAACCGAGAGAAGAGUCCUCUCCCUGAGGAGGAAGGAAAAGAAGCUUACUCUCCACCUUUCUUCCUGAUGCCUUCUGAGGGACUUCUCUAUGGACAGGCUCACUCCUUGUGUCAGUCUGCUUAGCUCUCGGAGAAACCUCCCUUCACCCCCGGCCAAGAGAGAGAGCCAGAUAGUGAGUGAAACACUCCAGUCAAAGAAGUAAAAAAUUUCAAAGGAGAUAUCCCUGAAGUAAUUAGUAUUUUCUGUCGUGCUGCCAAAGCCACUGAGAGAUACGAGAGCAGAUUUUUGAAGAUUUUUUGAGUUUUGCUCCAGAAGGGAUAUCGCAGUUAACCUAUAACACUUCUCAGGGUUGUGUUUUUUCCAAAUUUUUUUCCCUCUGGUUUUCAUUUUGACUUCGAGGCAAACAGGCGUGUUUUUGAUGAGAGUCUAGCCUUCACCAUGUCUGUGCCUGGGGGCCGUUUGAUAGACUUCAUUACCUGGCGCCGGCGAGGCAGCAGCAGCGGCGGCUCUUGUCGGCUGCUGAUUGUGGCGGCCUGGGUACUCCUACUCCUCGUGGCGGUCAGUCGGGCGGCAAAGCCCCGGGCGCCGGGCCACACGCACCUCAACUCCAUCCGCAUUGACGGCGACAUCUCCUUGGGCGGCCUGUUCCCGGUGCACGCCCGUGGCCAUGACGGCAAGGCCUGCGGUGAGCUGAAGAAGGAGAAGGGCAUCCACCGGCUGGAGGCUAUGCUCUUUGCGCUGGACCGCAUCAACAACGACAACGAGCUGCUGCCCAACAUCACGCUGGGUGCGCGCAUCUUGGACACGUGCUCGCGCGACACCCACGCCCUGGAGCAGUCUCUCACCUUCGUGCAGGCCCUCAUCGAGAAGGACAGCACAGAUGUCAAGUGCCUGAGCGGCGGGCCGCCCAUCAUUACCAAGCCAGAGCGCGUGGUGGGCGUCAUCGGAGCCUCGUCCAGCUCCGUGUCCAUCAUGGUGGCCAACAUCCUGCGUCUCUUUAAGAUUCCCCAGGUGAGCUACGCCUCCACGGCUCCCGAGCUGAGUGACAACACUCGCUACGACUUCUUCUCGCGCGUGGUGCCCCCAGACACCUAUCAGGCGCAGACCAUGGUGGACAUCGUCAGGUUCAUGCGCUGGAACUACGUCUCCACCGUGGCCUCGGAGGGCAGCUACGGGGAAAGCGGCGUUGACGCCUUCAUACAGAAGGCAAGAGAAAAUGGAGGAGUGUGCAUCGCCCAGUCAGUGAAGAUUCCUCGAGAGCCCAAACCAGGAGAGUUUGAUAAAAUCAUAACCAGACUCCGGGACAACCCCAAUGCUCGUGUGGUCGUUUUAUUCGCAAGUGAAGAUGAUAUCAGGCAACUUCUACAGGCUGCUAAGAAUGCCAGUGGACCAGGUCACUUCAUUUGGAUAGGAUCUGACAGCUGGGGGGCAAAGAUAUCCCCAGUGUUGCACCAGGAAGGGAUGGCAGAAGGAGCCAUCACCAUCCUACCCAGGCGUCAGUCCAUCAAAGGGUUUGAUCGCUAUUUCAUCAGCCGGACCCUGGACAACAACAGGAGAAAUAUUUGGUUUGCCGAGUUCUGGGAGGAUAACUUCCAGUGCAAACUCAGCCGGCAUGCCCUGAAGAAAGGAUCAGGCAUCAAAAAAUGCACAAAUCAUGAACGGAUCGGGAAAGACUCUAAUUACGAGCAAGAGGGCAAGGUGCAGUUUGUGAUCGAUGCCGUCUACGCCACAGCUCAUGCCCUGCACAACAUGCACAAGGAGCUGUGCCCAGGACGAGUCGGCCUCUGCCCAGCCAUGGAAACCAUCAACGGCACCGCGCUUCUUAAAUACAUCCGCAAGGUCAACUUCACAGGUAUUGCUGGUAUUCCUGUUGUCUUCAAUGUGAAUGGAGACGCCCCUGGUCGCUAUGAGAUCUUCCAGUAUCAGAUAAAGAACCAAACUAAAGAAUACAAAUUCAUUGGACAUUGGACCGACCAACUUCAUUUAAAUGUCAAAGAUAUACGGUGGCCCGGAGGCUCACGCGAGACGCCCACCUCUAUCUGUAGCCAGCCCUGCCGCGCAGGCGAGCGCAAGAAGUCGGUGAAGGGCAUGCCGUGCUGCUGGCACUGCGAGCGCUGUGACGGCUACCAGUACCUGGCCGACACGCACGUCUGCAAGAUGUGCCGCUUCGACCUGCGGCCCAACGAGAACCACACGGCGUGCCAGCCCAUCCCCAUCAUCAAGCUGGAGUGGGGCUCCCCGUGGGCCGUCAUCCCCGUGCUCAUCGCCAUCGUGGGCAUCAUGGCCACCUUCUUCGUGGUGAUCACCUUCAUGCGCUAUAACGACACGCCCAUCGUGAAGGCGUCGGGCCGCGAGCUCAGCUACGUGCUGCUGACGGGGAUCUUUCUGUGCUACGCCACCACCUUCCUGAUGAUCUCCACCCCAGAAGUGGGCAUCUGCUCCCUCCGACGGAUCUUCCUCGGCCUGGGCAUGAGCAUCAGCUACUCGGCGCUGCUGACCAAGACCAACCGCAUCUACCGCAUCUUCGAGCAGGGCAAGAAGUCGGUGAGCGCGCCUCACUUCAUCAGCCCCGCGUCUCAGCUCGUCAUCACCUUUAGCCUGAUCGGCGUGCAGCUGCUCGGCGUGUGCGUCUGGUUCGGCAUGGACCCGUCCCCCCUGGCCAUCAUCGACUACGAGGACCAGCGCACGGCCAACCCGGACCUGGCGCGGGGCGUGCUCAAGUGCGACAUCUCGGACCUGUCGCUCAUCUGCCUGCUCGGCUACAGCAUGCUCCUCAUGGUCACGUGCACGGUGUACGCCAUCAAGACGAGAGGGGUGCCCGAGACUUUCAACGAGGCCAAGCCCAUUGGCUUCACAAUGUACACAACGUGUAUUAUCUGGCUUGCUUUCAUACCCAUCUUUUUUGGAACCUCGCAAUCAGCGGAAAAGUUGUACAUUCAGACGACCACGCUGACCAUAUCAGUGAGCCUGAGUGCCUCUGUGUCCCUGGGGCUGCUCUACAUGCCCAAAGUGUACGUGGUGCUCUUGCACCCGGAGCAGAAUGUGCCCAAGCGCAAGCGCAGCCUCAAGGCUGUGGUCACCGCCGCCACCAUGUCCAACAAGUUCACCCCCAAGGGGGGCCUGAGACCCAACGGGGAGGCCAAGUCGGAGCUGUGUGAGAGCUUGGAAACACAAGAUUAUAGCGAGGGUGGGGAGCCCGGUGAGGGACUGUAGACAGACGCCCAGCUUUGUCUUCAAAGCAGACGUACAUCAGCUACAGCAACCAUGCCAUCUAAGAGCGACAGAGGACCCCUGUCACUCCUCUGUGUGGCCUGUCUUUCAGCUGAAGACUAGAAAUGAUAUCAAGAGGCAGCAAAGGAUGAUGGGCAGCAGCAAAAAAAUAAAUGAUACAAGGAAGAAUCAAAGAAUAUUUUGGAUCCUUUCUUUUCCAUUUCAACUCAUACAGGCAAUGUAAGAGGGGGACCUGCCACAGAAAUGACAGUGAAAUCUCCCUUCCCUCAGCCCAUCCAUCGGGUUUCCAAGGUAACAGUGAAGACAGUGUUUUCCUUCUGGAGUUUAUAUUGUGUCUUCGUCAUGAUGGUUUUGUUCAAGCUUGACUUAUGUGAAGUUAUUUUUUUUAUAUAUUUUUAAUGUUCGUGAACAAUUUUUUGCUAUUGUGUCUGCAGUGGAGAAUUUCUGUGUUCAGCUUUAUUUUGAAGGAAGGGCUGCAAAGAUUCACAACCUCUUUGGCACCAAGAAAAUAUCCAUGAAGCUCUUUCUUUUGAAGUUCACACACAUUGUAUUGGUGGCUGAUUGCAAAUUGUCCUGUCCAUUAUGUCUGGAGAGCUAAUUUAGUGUCAGUGCCGUAGUAACAGCUAUUUCACAUCACAAAGGAUGAUGACUCUGCUCGUUGUGGAUUCACAAGCAAAACAAGAGGCAAAGAUUAUAUGCAAUGUCCAAAUAGUCACUGACACACACACACACAUAUACACACAAACAAACAAACAAACAAACAUACGCACACA